CACUCGGGGUGGGGGCAGGACAUGCUGUCCUGUGAGUGCCGUCUCCGUCGCCUGUUUGCUGAGGCUGAGGUUAUCGGUGCCGAUGCCUGGCUCUGUCCCUGGUGCCCUCUGGCUUUGUGGCACCCCUGUCCUUCAGUAUUCCCCCAGUGCCUCCAGUGCCCUUGGCUCCCACACUGUGUCCCCAUCAAUUCCAGUCCCUUCCAGUGUCCCCAGUGUUGCUGUGGCCCCCAGCCCUCCCAGUCCCUUCAAUCUCCCCACUUUUGGCUUAGCAUCCACAAUGUCCCACUCCCUUCCCUGUACCUCUAGUGCCCCCAGUCCCUUCAGUUACCCUCCAAGUCUGUCCAGUGAUCCCAGUGCCCCAGUGCCCCAAGUCCUUCACCCAACCCCACCCCUCCCUGUGCCCCCCAUUCCUCCCAUCCCUCCCAGUCCUGCUCAGAAUCCCCAGUCCCACAAGUGUCCCUCAUCCCUCCCAGUCCCACCAGCAAUUCCUGUGUUCUCCCCAGCAUACUGCAUUCCUACCAACACCCGCACCCUUCCUCGUUCCCCCGGUGUCUCCCAUCCUUCCCAAUCCCUCCAGCUCCGCCAGUGUCCCCCACCCUUCCCCGUGCCCUUAUUACCCCUCGUCCCUCCCAGUCCCUCAGUGCCCCAGUGUCCCCAAUGCCUUCAGCUCUCUCUAGUGUCUCCAGUCCUCACAUGGAGUCCAGUCCUCAUGCCUCCCAAACCUUCCACUCUCCCAGUGCCGCCCAUGCCCCUUAUCUCCCCAGGUCUCCCAGUGCGCCCAGUCCUUCCCAUUUCCCCCAGCACCCGCAAUAUCCCUCGUCCUUCCCAGACCGCCCAGCACACCCCGGUGUUCCCCAUCUCCCCAGUGUCUCUCAAUCUCUCCCGGUGCCCGGCUCGAGACAAGACUGUCGCUCCGCGUCCGUUCCCUCGGGGUCCCGCAGUGCCCGGCGCGGGGUGUUUAGGACCCGCCGGGGUGAGGCGGCGCCGGUGCCGGUCCCGCCCCGGCCCCAUUGUCUGCGCGCGGAGGCGGAGGGACGGCGGCGGAGGCUCCGCUCGCACGGACGCUCCGCGGAGCCCGCACGGCCCCGGCUCCGGAACCGGUCCGGCCAUGGCCCUGGCCGAGGGGCCGUACCUGUUGCUGCUGGCCGCCGCCCUGCUCGGGGCUUCAGCCAGCAGCGAGUGGUCCCCCCCGGAGCCCGUGUUCCUGCCUGUGGAGAUGGAGCUGCAGGCAGUGCCCGAGCACUACCGCCUGCAGCGUGCGGAUGGAGCCCUGCCUGCCAACACCUCUCUGCACACCCGUUCCGACACCUUCCUGCUGCUGCCCCGCCAGCCCACCGCUGGCCCCCCGCCUCUUCUGCGAGCCUCCUACCCGCCCUUCAGCACCCACCAGGAGGUGCCCACCAAGAGUCACACCUGGGCCGUCCGUGCCGUGCCCCUGCACAGCACUGUGAGUCCAGAUGAACCCACCGCCCGCGUCCUCUUCCACCUGCACGGCCCUGACUGGCGUGGACGGCGGGACCCCCCUGGGGAGCACUCGCUGCCCUGCAUUGUCCUGCAGGCCCAGCAGCGCAGCCGGACGCUGCAAGGCUCCUGCCGUGUGCAGGCCCCACUGGGCAUCUGCUUGGUGGAAUUGGAGAUCCCAGCACGCUGGUUCUCCCCGGUGACGUCCCCGGAGUCAGUCGAACUGUGGUAUGGUGUGGCUGGGCCAGGAACCUGCAGCCAUCCCAGAGCCACAGUGGAGCCCCUGCGGUACGUGGGGAUGCUGGAGCUGCAGACAGUGCCGGCAGUGGCACGGCGGCAAGAGGUGCCGUUGGAUGAGAGGGUGCUGCUGCGCGUCCCCGACAGAGCCUUGCGGCCUGGGCAGCGCUUCACCGCCAGCCUGGCGCUGCGGCACAACUUCACCGCCAUGUUGCUGACCCUGCGAGUCAAGGCCAAGAAAGGGCUGCAGGUGGUGGCCGCCAGGUCUGCGGACCCUGCGUGGACUGUCCACUUGGAACGCAGCCGUGGCCCCAAGCACUGGUCGGCUGUGGUGACGUGUCGGCGCAGCAGGGACAUCCAUAGGAGCACCAGGGCACUGGAGGCGGCUGAGCUCCUCCAUCUGGAGCUGGCGGUGGAGAAUGGCACAGGGGCUCAGGCACUGGCACGACCCCUCACCUGGCAGGUGGAAUACCCAGGCCAGGACCCUGAGGCGCAGAAGGACAAGCUGGUGUGGGAGGUGCAGGUGUCGGAGCGUGACAUGCGCGUCCUCGUCCCCCUGGUGCAGGAGCUGGAGAUUCUCAAUACGUCCCCGCUGACCGGUGUCCCCCGUACCAUGCCGGUGACAUUGGUGACGGUGGAGGUGGGUGGUACCGUGUCUGAGCUCAGUGAGCCGCCAGGCUGUGAGUCAGCAGAUACACAGGUGCUGCAGGUGAGCAUGGUCCCAGCCCCCCCAGCCGCACUCCCUGGGCACCCUCUGCCCCUCCGUGUGCCCCAACAGGUGUCGGAGGGCUGUGACGCGGUGUUUGUGGGGGGCAAGGAGAGCCGUGGUGCCCGUGGGGUGCGGGUGGACUUUUGGGCACACCGCCUGCAUGCCUCGCUGCUCUUCACCGUCUGGGCACCGCUGCUGCCAUUGCGUGUCCAGCUGGGAGACACUGCCCUGGAGCAGGUGCGUGGCUGGCGCCUGCCCGGGAACACUGACAGCUCUAGCAGUGAUGUGGAGGACCCUGGGGAGGAUGCUGAGCGGCGGACGCGGAGCUGCCGGCCGCAGUAUCAGCGCACGGCAGUGCGGUUCCUGGCAUACUUUGUGGCACAUGCACAGGAUGGUGGCCGCCACCUGUCCUACUUGCCAGGCCCUGAGUGGCUGCUGGAUGUCACACACCUGGUGGCCAGCUGGGCACGCGUGCAGGACCCCCGUGUGGCAUCACUGGAAGGCGGCACCGUGCUGGUGGGCCGAGAACCCGGCGUCACCUCAGUGGAGGUGCGCUCCCCGCUGUCGGACGCCAUCCUGGGCGAGCAGAUGCUGGUGGUGUCGGAGGAGAAGGUGGCAGUGACAGAACUGCGUGCUGCAGUGGUGGCAGGGCUGGAGCUGGCACUGCACCUGGAGCCUAGCCACCCUGGCUUGCUCACUGCCGUGUGCCAGGCCACGGCCACGCUGCGGGGCUCCAAGCAGGAGGCGACGCUAUCUGUCUGGCUGUCCUUCUCUGAUGGCACGCUGGCACCGAUGGAGCUGUACGGUGGGCAGGACGCCGUGCUGGCUGUCACCUCGCUGGAUCCCACCGUGGUCACUGUGGUGGGGACCUCAUCCUGGCAUCCGCGAGUGGUGGCGGAGGGGCCGGGCCGAGGGGCCCUGCUGCAGCUCAGUCUGCACCCCCUGGAUGUGUGCCGCCGUGGCCGUCACCGUGCCGCUGUGUUGGCUGCCGGCACUGCCUUGUUAGAGGUGGCUGGGGAGCGCAGGACCCCCCCGAGCAGCCCCCGGUCUCCCAUGCCAUUCCCAAGGGCAGAGGGGGCCAUGUCGGGUGAGGCAGUGACGGCGGGCCAGGGGGAGCAUGGUGAUGUGGAGCUGGUCAACACAAAGCUGCAGGGCAUGGGGUCUUCCUCCGAGGAGGAGGAGGAGGAAAGAGAGGAAGGCUAUGGCCGUGGCAUGCAGGAGGAGGAGAAGGAAGAAAUGGUGAAGGCCCCUGCACGUGUGAGCGACCUGGAGAUCGGCAUGUACGUGCUGCUGGGCGUCUUCUGCCUGGCCAUCUUCAUCUUCCUCGUUAACUGCGUCUUCUUUGUGCUGCGCUACCAGCAGAAGGAGCCACCCGACGCCAGCACCGCUGCUGCAGCUUCUCAGCCCCACAACUGGGUCUGGCUGGGCACUGACCAGGAGGAGCUGAGCCGGCAGCUGGACCGCCGGCAGCCUGAGCCUGACAGCCUGCCGGGCCCCCAGCCUGAGCGCUGCUGCUGUGCAGACCCUCUGGCACCCGACACGGGGUCCCCCAGUGGCACCUCAGUGGAGCCCCGCAAAGAGGGGCCUGUGCCAGGGGGCAGCCGGCGGAAACGCGUGGAGUUCGUCACCUUUGCACCCCAGCGUGCCCCCGAGGAUCCCCCCCAGCCCACCCCCAAUGUGCAGUCCAUCCUGGUGGCUGGUGAGGAUGACAUCCGCUGGGUGUGCGAGGACAUGGGGCUGCGUGACCCUGAGGAGCUGCGCUGCUACAUGGAGAGGAUCCGUGGCAGCUCCUGACCCCCACCAGGACCGUCCUCUUUGUCCCUGUUCCUCCGUGGAGGGGACGCUGGUGGGACCAUCCCUAAGCCCCAUUGGGAAUCAGUGACAUCCCGCUGUCACCUUGCCCUGGGGUUUCCACUGCGGUGCUGGGGACACGGGGUCCCCUUCCUUGCUGCGGUUCUCAUUGCCACAUUGUGUUCAUAGUGCUGAUGCUGAGUUCUGUGCCCCCCCCUUGACCGGCCUCGUGUCCGUUUUGUACAACAUUUUGUACCCAUUGCGCUGUGGGGUGGGGACCCUUAUUUAUGGAAGAUUUUUAAGUCUGAUUGUUGUUACAGAAAUAAAAUAUUUAAAACAGAA
Messenger RNA from Tympanuchus pallidicinctus (lesser prairie-chicken), 4540 nucleotides. It is a transcript of the gene TMEM132A, whose product is annotated as transmembrane protein 132A. The transcript is spliced from 10 exons. The record is from RefSeq and is a predicted model, not a curated record. Bases 83 to 4201 code for a protein of 1372 amino acids. Lineage: Eukaryota; Metazoa; Chordata; Aves; Galliformes; Phasianidae.